AUGCGAGAGAUUGUACAUGUUCAGAUCGGACAAUGCGGGAAUCAAAUGGGCUCAAAGUUUUGGGAGGUGAUUUCAGAUGAGCACGGGGUGUCUAACGAAGGCAUUUACAAAGGUGAUUGUGACCUACAAUUGGAACGAAUUUGCGUUUACUUCAAUGAAGCCACAGGAGGGAAGUUUGUCCCACGUGCUAUUCUCUGCGAUCUGGAACCGGGCACCAUGGAUGCUGUCCGCUGCGGUCCAGUAGGGCACUUAUUCCGUCCAGACAAUUACAUAUUCGGUAAUACAGGCGCAGGAAACAAUUGGGCCAAGGGUCACUAUACUGAUGGCGCCGAAUUAAUCGAUAGCGUUAUAGAAAUAGUUCGCAAGGAGGCUGAGUAUUGUGAGUGCCUGCAGGGUUUCCAGGUGAUACAUGCCCUUGGUGGUGGCACUGGUGCGGGAAUGGGAACCCUCUUGAUAAGCAAAAUACGGGAAGAGUUCCCUGACAGAGUCGUUUGCAGCUUCUCCACGGUACCUUCUCCUAAGGCAAGUCUAGUUAGCAUGAGUUCAGUUUCAUAG
Protopolystoma xenopodis is the source of this 555-nucleotide messenger RNA. NCBI's taxonomy places the organism in Eukaryota, Metazoa, Platyhelminthes, Monogenea, Polystomatidea, Polystomatidae. The record is from the annotation of a GenBank genome assembly.